AUGGCUGCUCAGGCGGUGCGCCAAUGGGGCGUGACGCCUCCGAUUUCGAUGAGCCUGCCGACUCCUGAAGAACUCAGUGCCAACGAUGACUUGAUCACGGAAUUGAAGGCUCAAAAUAACUUCGAAGCCCCUGCCGAGACGGAGCGCCGACAGCAGACCCUUCAACUGCUCCAACGAGUGGUCAUAGAAUUCGUCAAGGUAGUUGGUCGAAAAAAGGGGCUGUCGCCAGCAGCAGUCGAGGCAUCUGGCGGGAAGAUAUUCACAUACGGUAGCUAUCGUCUGGGUGUCUACGGUCCUGGGUCUGAUAUCGACACGCUGAUUGUCGCUCCAAAGCAUGUUCUCAUCGACGAUUUCUUCUCUGAUUUUCCCCCAGUCCUCGAACGCAUGUCCCCUGCGGGCGCUAUUGAAAAGAUGACCCCGGUCCCCGACGCAUUCGUACCUAUUAUCAAACUAGAAUUUUCUGGGAUCAGUCUCGAUCUUAUUUUUGCACGCUUAAUAAUACCGUCUAUUCCCCUGAACCUUGACCUAAAAAAUAACGACUACUUGCGAGGUUUGGAUGAUAAGGAAGUGCGGUCCCUCAACGGUACUCGUGUGACCGAUCAGAUUCUGGAACUUGUACCACAGCAAAAGACCUUCCGGCUUGCUCUGAGGGCUAUUAAGCUUUGGGCUCAGCGUCGUGCUAUCUAUUCGAACAUCGUUGGGUUCCCUGGAGGUGUCGCGUGGGCGAUGCUGGUUGCACGGGUGUGUCAGCUAUAUCCUCAAGCGACGGGUUCCGUUAUUGUUGGCAAGUUUUUCCGCAUCAUGACCAAAUGGGCCUGGCCCCAGCCGGUGCUACUGAAGCCAAUUGAAGAUGGCCCUCUGCAGAUCAAAGUGUGGAAUCCAAAGAUCUAUCACGGUGACCGAUUCCAUCUGAUGCCCAUCAUUACCCCUGCUUACCCAUCGAUGUGCGCUACGCACAAUAUUUCCAUGUCGACGAAAGCUGUGAUCUUGCGUGAAAUGCAGCGGGGAGGGGACAUUGUUGAUAAGAUUUUCAGCAAGCAACUCAGUUGGAACGACCUUUUUACCCGGCAUACAUUUUUCUCCAAGGAUUAUAAGUACUACCUUCAAAUCACUGCUUCCAGCAAAACAAAAGACGCACAAUCUAUUUGGUCAGGUCUUGUAGAGUCUAAACUUAGACAUUUGGUUGGUGCUUUGGACAGGAAAAACAUCAUUGCCGUCGCUCAUCCCUUUCCUAAAGGAUUUGAAAGAAUACAUGUGGUGAAAGAUGACGCAGAAGCAGAGCAAGUCAAAAAUGGGUCUACCAAAUAUCAGGCUCAAGGUACAAAAACCGAAACGACAGAUGAGACUAAUGAUCCAGCACACACUGCAGCCGCUGAAAAUGGUGCUCAGGAUGCCAAGGUUCCCGAAGCUGAGUCUAAUGCGGCAGCAGAUAGUCGCACGCUUUACACCACUACGUACUAUAUUGGCCUAGAGCUGAAGCCACUUGAACCGGGAAGUUCGCGAUCUUUGGAUAUUUCGGUUGAUGCAAACAUCUUCAAAUCAACAUGCACUUCGUGGCAAGGAUUUCAGGAGGGUAUCAACGAGCUGAGUAUUACUCAUGUCAGGAGUUUCGAUUUGCCUGGCGAUGUCUUCGAAGCUGGAGAGACGCGACCUGUUAGACCGAAAAAGAAGGUUGCGAAGCCAGCACCUACGGCGGCUCCUCAGAAGCGAAGCAUUGAUACUGUAGACGGCACCAUACAAUCGGAAGCGAAGCGACAAGUAUCAUCGAAUGGAUUUAGCCAUGCAGCGACUCCAGCUUGA
Talaromyces atroroseus is the source of this 1800-nucleotide messenger RNA. RefSeq names its product Poly(A) polymerase pla1. Bases 1 to 1800 code for a protein of 599 amino acids. Gene Ontology annotation, cellular component: nucleus. Lineage: Eukaryota; Fungi; Ascomycota; Eurotiomycetes; Eurotiales; Trichocomaceae. Gene Ontology annotation, molecular function: RNA binding; poly(A) RNA polymerase activity. The record is from RefSeq and is a predicted model, not a curated record. The transcript has 6 exons.